CACUAAACAACGAUAACAGAUUUUUAUACUUGAUCCCUUGAUCCAGAGUUAAUACCCCGCCUAUGUCGCAAGUCAAUCCGUGCUGGGCUCAAGAGUCAAAGGAGGUGAGACUUGGGUUGGAAAGUGGGGAAAGUGGGACAGCGGUGCGGGUGAGGUGUGGUGUUGAGCACGCGGCUUUAGUGUUGACGUCUUCUUGACAACGCGAAGUUUGUCGCUUGCUUCCAUCUCACCAGAAGCGACACGCGCUCUGCGCUUGCCAGUAUUGAGAGGGGGAAACCUCAGUCAAUGCUAGAUUUGGGAAGCGGGGUGGAGGAAAUGGCAUUUCAGCUGUUUUUGCAGCCCGAGCGCUGCGCUGCUGCUGGUGGUGACGCCUGAAGGGAGCUUUAAUAACGCUGGGUAUAUCUCUAGCAGCUGAAGAUGGUGAAUUCAAGUGUUUUAUUAUCGUCAUGGCAAACGGAACCGGCAGCAUCAUGUUGAAAUGCGUGGUCGUCGGCGACGGCGCCGUUGGAAAAACUUGUCUGCUGAUGAGCUAUGCCAACGACGCCUUUCCAGAGGAAUAUGUGCCCACUGUCUUUGAUCAUUAUGCAGUGAGUGUGACGGUUGGGGGAAAACAGUACCUGCUGGGGCUGUAUGACACUGCGGGUCAGGAGGACUAUGAUCGCCUGCGACCCCUGUCUUACCCCAUGACAGAUGUCUUCCUAAUUUGCUUCUCCGUGGUGAAUCCGGCCAGCUUCCAGAACGUGAGAGAGGAGUGGGUCCCUGAGCUGCAGGAGUACGCACCCAAUGUCCCUUACCUGCUCAUCGGCACUCAGAUUGACCUUCGGGACGACCCCAAGACUAUUGCCAAGCUGAACGAUGUGAAGGAAAAGCCCAUUGUGACAGAACAAGGCCAAAAGCUAGCAAAGGAGAUUGGUGCCUGCUGUUAUGUUGAAUGCUCAGCACUGACACAGAAAGGCCUGAAAACUGUGUUUGAUGAGGCCAUUAUAGCCAUUCUGGCUCCUAAGAAAGGUGCGCUCAAACGAAGACUGGGCCCACGCUGCAUCAACUGCUGCCUCAUCACAUGAUACACCAGCUCAAGAGCAUCCAGUGACCUGACAGUGACCAACUAUCAACCAACCAGAUUUCAAUCUGACUUCUGAACUAAAGCAAGGUGAACCAAUGGGCCCAUUCACCUACAAGUCCAAGUCAUGGACUUGGUCAACUAACAAAAAGACACAUUGUUCAGGGAGAAAUGACACGA
Messenger RNA from Carassius carassius (crucian carp), 1240 nucleotides. Its product is annotated as rho-related GTP-binding protein RhoQ. Lineage: Eukaryota; Metazoa; Chordata; Actinopteri; Cypriniformes; Cyprinidae. The transcript is spliced from 5 exons. Bases 447 to 1064 code for a protein of 205 amino acids. Gene Ontology annotation, biological process: small GTPase-mediated signal transduction; cortical actin cytoskeleton organization. Gene Ontology annotation, molecular function: GTP binding; GTPase activity. The record is from RefSeq and is a predicted model, not a curated record.